Molecule: messenger RNA, 1910 nt
Organism: Varroa destructor (honeybee mite)
Lineage: Eukaryota; Metazoa; Arthropoda; Arachnida; Mesostigmata; Varroidae
Gene: cni
Product: protein cornichon
Biological process (GO): vesicle-mediated transport
Source: RefSeq, a predicted model, not a curated record
CCAUUACAACAGGGCGCGAGCUAUCGGCAACACUGCAAAUGCGAUCUGUCAAGAAGAAUAAGCAUAGCACUGCUGAGCUACAUCUCGAGGCGACAAGUUAACGACAUUACCCAAGCCAGAGCUUCUUCGACAAUAAAGAGAAAGGGUGUCGCGGGCAGUAUAGGAUCGCCCCAUAGUUUGUUGCAGUAACAAAACAAACAAGCUAACGAAACUACGCAAGUGACUAGAGUGAAGUCGGGACGUUGUGGAGUAGCAAAGAAAUUUCGGUGUUUCUGGCAGGUCAGUCACAGAAAUAGCCGAUCGUUUAGUGCCGGCACUUGGCCCUUCCUACGUGCCUCUCUCUCCUGCAAACAGCAGAGAAACGUUACAAGGUUGGGUGCUGAUUUAGGACCACCUUCUUUACCAAAACGAAUCGCGGUUGACUAACGGGCGGGCGGGAGAAAGUUUGUCGAUGUGCCGAAAAGACAAAAGCCACCGGAUAAUAGCUUACACAUCGAGAUAUUCCUCUUAGACUAAGUGACAGGUUUGAUGGCCUUGUGCCUGCUUAAAGCUGCCAGUUACCUUUCAAGAAAUUAGAACCUAAGGUGCGCUGAACCACACCGAAGUCUAGAUCGAAGUUGUUCAUGCAACUAUUACUUAACUUCAUAUCUGAAGACAUUUCCCCAUUGCCAACUCAUCGACUUCCUGUUGACGCCGGCGUAGCUUAGAGAAGACAGCAAUGGUAUUCAUUUGGCUAUCGAUGUAGUUAAAUAUCUUCUUGCAUCGACUUAACAGCGAAAUUAAUACGUCAAUAUUUCAUGUGAACAAAGAGAAGCUAUACUAGUUAGCUAUCUCGUGAUCGAGUGAACCCUGGAGCAUUCGGUGUGUGUUGUUCUCUUGUGAUAGAGUCUUUUCGGGCCCUCCAAGGGUGUUAAAAGGCGAGCUGUUUCACUGAGCAUCGGUGAUUUCUUACAACUAAAAAACAAAGAAGUACCACGAUGUUGUUUGCCGCCAUAGUUUACGGUGUCGGAAUGAUCUUCACUGGCAUCCUGAUGUUCGGGGCCGUUUAUCACAUAAUUGCUAUCGAUGAUUUGAGAUCAAGUCAAACUAGUCCAAUUGAGCAAUGUCGGCACCUCAAUUCACUAAUUCUUCCUGAAUAUUUAAUCCACGGAAUUUUUUCCGUUCUAUUUUUAUUGGCUGGCGAAUUUCUCACAGUUCUCAUCAACCUUCCAUUGGACGCCUUUCAUAUUAUGAAAUACAUGAACAGGCCGGUCAUGUCAGGGCCUGGAAUCUAUGAUCCAACGACCAUUAUGAAUGCGAACGUUCGGGAUCAGGCUUACAAGGAGGGUUGGUGCAAAAUGGCCUUUUAUUUACUCUCAUUCUUCUACUAUCUGUAUGGACUUGUGAGUUCCCUCAUGUGAAGCAGAUGAUGGGAGGAUACUAUAAGGGCACAAUAAAGCAUUAAGGCGAUCUAGCCCUUUUAAAGCAGAAGUUACCUUUCGCCUCCGCUACGCCUGCCUUUUCAACCUUCUCGACAAAGGCAUAAUAAUUACACCGUGUACAUACAAAUAUAAUGUAAAGAAAUAGAUAUACUAUGAAUAAGAAUUGUUACUUUAACUAUAUAAGUGUCUUCUUUUCACACUUGGAUACCUUCUGUCGGGUUGUUUUAGAUAUUAAUGUUAAUUAACUCUUUUUGCAUUGGAAUCGAUUUGUCUUCAAAAUAUCAAAUACGGACGAGUGACCUGCACACCACAGACUACAACUACGCUAUUUGUUUAACUUAGUGGUCGAUUCACUCGUCCACAAUUCCGUAUCUAUACCCUACUCAUCAUCUUAUAAAAACAGAAGUUCCGUGUUCCUGAAAUACAACGCGAUUAUAGGUAGAACCUCGGACAUUAUUGGCCGCACAAGCUAUACACACGGUUAAUUUC